UUCUCUCAAGGUCUUUGAUGCUACCAAAAGGCCAGCAGGUGGUCAGGAAUGUUGUUCACACCAUCUCCCCAUUCCCUUACCCAGAGGGACUUAGGCUCCGGUGACAGUGGAGCCCAAAUUUGUUCUGCUUACAGCAGCUAUCUGCCACGAAGUUCUCUUUCAAAUAUGCAGCCGUUUCUUCCCGUACCCCUUUCUGUUUGGGCUUGGAACGAGUUUAUUCUGUAAGCUGCAUUCCACAACCGAACACAUCAGGGUCGAGACAUGCCUUGGCCCUUCUCAUUCCUGUCUUGCAGACUCAGAAAUGGCCCUUUUUAUUUGGAAAUGAGUUUAAAGCAAAACUUUCCGUAGCUGUCCGGUGGCUGGAAGUAUUGUCUGCUGCUGCUGGGUGGCCAAAGCAUCAGAAGAUCAUGCCUUAGCCUCACUCUGUGCGGAAAGGAAAAGGGGGCGGAGAGGAGAGAGACAAGGAAGGGGCGGGGGUCAUUGAGUCCUCCACACCGCGGAGGCUGCGAGCGAGCAUCGCUAGGUGUCUUGGAGUUCAGGGCACAUUUGGGCAAGCAGGUCCUGCGGCGCAGAGAGAACAUAGGAAGUCCUGAGCAGCGGAGCCUGAGGUUGCAGCUGAGCGAGGCUGGGUGCGCCAUGGCAAGCGGGGCGCAGAGCUCUUCUACUCCGGACACAGCCACUCGGUGGCCCACGAUGCCAAGAUGUCUGCACUUUGAGACGACACAGUGGUGACGGAGAGAUGACCUGAGGCGACUUCUUCUAUCUCCACAACAAUGUCCAUGAACAGUUCCAAACAGCCAGUGUUUCCUGCAGCUGGACUAAUCGCCAACACAACCUGCCAAACUCAAAACCGACUUUCAGUAUUUUUUUCAAUAAUCUUCAUGACAGUGGGAAUCUUAUCUAACAGCCUGGCCAUUGCCAUUCUCAUGAAGGCGUAUCAGAGAUUUAGACAGAAGUCGAAGGCCUCCUUUCUGCUCCUGGCUAGUGGCCUUGUGAUCACAGACUUCUUCGGCCACCUCAUCAAUGGGGGGAUAGCUGUCUUCGUAUAUGCUUCUGAUAAGGACUGGAUCCGCUUCGAUCAGUCAAACAUCCUCUGCAGUGUUUUUGGGAUCUCCAUGGUGUUUUCCGGUCUGUGCCCACUUUUCCUAGGCAGUGUGAUGGCCAUCGAACGGUGUAUUGGAGUCACCAAUCCUAUAUUCCAUUCUACGAAAAUCACAUCGAAACACGUGAAAAUGAUACUGGGUGGCGUGUGCAUGUUUGCCGUCUUCGUGGCUUUGUUACCCAUCCUUGGACACAGAGACUAUCAAAUCCAAGCAUCCAGAACCUGGUGUUUCUACAACACUGAGCACAUUGAAGACUGGGAGGACAGGUUUUAUCUCUUGUUCUUUUCUUUUCUGGGCCUCUUAGCUCUUGGUGUGUCAUUCUUGUGCAACGCAAUCACAGGAGUUACACUCCUAAGGGUGAAGUUUAAAAGUCAACAGCAUAGGCAAGGCAGAUCUCAUCACUUCGAGAUGGUCAUUCAGCUCCUGGCCAUAAUGUGUGUCUCCUGCAUCUGCUGGAGCCCCUUCCUGGUAACAAUGGCCAACAUUGCAAUAAAUGGAAACAAUUCCCCAGUGACCUGUGAAACGACACUCUUUGCUCUCCGGAUGGCAACGUGGAAUCAGAUCUUAGACCCCUGGGUCUAUAUUCUGCUGCGGAAGGCCGUCCUUAAGAACCUGUAUAAGCUUGCCAGUCAUUGCUGCGGGGUGCACAUCAUCAGUUUGCACAUCUGGGAGCUCAGCUCCAUCAAGAAUUCCUUAAAGGUCGCUGCUAUUUCUGAGUCUCCAGCGGCAGAGAAGGAGAGUCAGCAAGCAUCUAGUGAAGCAGGACUGUAGGUCGAUGCAGUGCUGGAAGGAAAUCGGGGUGGGGGGAGUUUUGGAAACAUCUCAGUCGAUCCGAUCGAUAGCCUAACUGGAAAAUUUGGACUGCGGUGUAUGGAUCGGGAGUACACUGGAGGGACGCAGCUUCUGGAUUUGUUGUACUGGCUGCUGCAUGGUUGUGCAUUUUCACUUGUUUUUGUCAACAGGAGGUAGACAGUUACAAUGCGGUGGAGUUGAGUGGAAUGCAACUUUUGAGUUUAGUUGUGUGACUUGUGUUUUUGGAAUAAGUGAAUCUGUUGAAGCCCGAUGCCAAUGAACUUUACCUAUUUUCCAAGAUACCUUAAUGCUACCUAUACCAUAAAUUGGUCAUUUCAUUGACUUAUAGGCUAGGCUCAAAAUGACAAAAGACUCAGUUGUUUGUGUGUGUGGUUCUUGUCGGUUUACCAGUCCACAUGCCCUUGGUUAAUGUCUGCGUGACCAUGACAAGUGGGGUGCACAGUGGCUUGUGAAGACCGCUACAUCUGCUGGGUCAGCCUGACCCAGUGAGGCUGGUGAGCAUGGCCGUUUUUGUCACAACUGACACGUGUCCUUGCUUGCGCUGGUUUUUUAUGAAGGCCAAUUAUUGUUUGAAGAAUUUUUUUUCUAUAAAGUAAUUGAUUAUCAGUGUUUAAGUGAUCUUCUUUUCCUCUGAAAAUUGUAGAGAAGCAUAGGCUUGAUCUUAGCUCAGAUUCAGCUCCUGGUAGCACACCCACUAAGCCUCAUCGUGGGCUCUGUACACCAUCUAGAUCCCAGUGGUACAUGCCGAACACAGGGCAAAUAUUGCUUUAUCUGAGAUGUCAUUUCCGUGUCAGAGAAUAAAAGAAAACCAAUCAAACAAAGUCUGUCUGCAGCUAGUGUGUUUCUGCUUUACAAACACAGGCAUAGGGAGUUCUGCUGACAGCAGUUUCACCGAAUCUGCUGGACCACAUUUUCAAAGGCCCGUGAUAUCCGUGUUGGAGGGGAAGGAUCUGAGAUUAGGCUGAGUUGGAGACCUAUUGUUAUAGUUAAACAGAGACCAAGGGACAAGACUCUGUCCCCAAGUUUCCCAGUCAUAAUUCACACUUCUUUGUUUGUUUGUGGAAUUCAACAGAAAGAGUUUUGGUUUUGGUAGUCAUCCGGAGCAUUGUAGUGACUAGGGUUAGUGGUUAUGUUUGACAAAGAAAUGCAUUUUUAUAUUUAAAAAGUCCUUGCUUUCAUCAAGUUUGGCUGUUUUUAAAAAUACAACUUCCCCCCUCCUUUGCUAUGUGUAUGGGUGUUUUGCUUGAAUGCCUUUCUGGGCAUCAUGUAUCUUUCCGGUGCCUAUUGAGACCAGAAAAGGGCAUCCGAGCCCUUGGGACUGGAGUUCCAGAUGGUUGUAAGCUACCAUGGGGGUGCUGGGAAUUGAACCCAGGUUCUCGGGAAGAGCAGCCAGUGCUCUUAACCGCUAAGCUGUUCCUCCAGCCUCUAAAACUUGCUUUUAUCUGUAAACAUGAUUUCGGAUUCUAGAAAUUCUGAGAAUUUAAUAAAACUAAAUUA
Messenger RNA from Microtus ochrogaster (prairie vole), 3413 nucleotides. It is a transcript of the gene Ptgfr, whose product is annotated as prostaglandin F receptor. Gene Ontology annotation, cellular component: plasma membrane. Gene Ontology annotation, biological process: adenylate cyclase-activating G protein-coupled receptor signaling pathway; positive regulation of cytosolic calcium ion concentration; inflammatory response. NCBI's taxonomy places the organism in Eukaryota, Metazoa, Chordata, Mammalia, Rodentia, Cricetidae. Gene Ontology annotation, molecular function: prostaglandin F receptor activity. The record is from RefSeq and is a predicted model, not a curated record.